Molecule: messenger RNA, 3649 nt
Organism: Rotaria sp. Silwood2
Lineage: Eukaryota; Metazoa; Rotifera; Eurotatoria; Philodinida; Philodinidae
Source: the annotation of a GenBank genome assembly
AUGUUUAAUCAGCUGAGAGGAUGGCUGUCUUCCGGAAAUACCAAUACGGCGGCAGAACUUGACAGCUCAACUGACCAGCAUGUGAAAAUUCGGAGUGGUUUGACAGCAGAAUUGGAAAAUUUAACACAUGAAAAGUUUCCUCAAGGUUUCUCGAAACCAAUUCUCGAAUUAGAAAUUGUUGAUGCUAAUGUGAACGGUCAGUUGCAGCAACGAUUGCAAGAGGAAAGCCAAAAACACAUGUGGAAACGUAUUGUACUUAUUCCUUAUUAUUUGGAAAAUUCUCAUUGGACUGCAAUAUUAAUAGAAUUUAAAGGGGCAAAAGAGAUUCAACGAGCCGAAUAUAUUGAUCCAGUACGAAAUUCGCAGUUUAUUUCUGGCACAAUACAGCAAGAAUUCAAUAAAUUGUAUCCGAGGGUAAAUUUAUCUUUGAAAGAAUUACGAGCACACAAUGAUCCAACACAAAGUGAAGAGUUGACCAUUCAAAACUUAUUAAAACGAGUUGAAGAAUUACAAAUUACGGAUGCACAAUAUCAAAAACCUGAAUCGGACCUGCCAGAUAAUGCUGCAAAAACAAACCGUAGUGAUCCAGGGAGUGGCUCGACUUUCCACCCGCAAGAUACUGCUCCUCAAUCCUCAACUUUCGCCAAUAAUAAGCAAAAAGAAGAUGAGAAGGCCAAAGAAAGGGCGAUAAACUUAUAUGAUGACUUCUAUCUGAUGCCCCCAUGUUUAGAGAAAUCUGUUAUUCGUCUACUCUUUCGUAUUUCUCUGCAACUCAUUAGAAAGGUGAUAGUUUCUGAAGAUAAUAUACUGGUACCAAAAAGCAUAGAGACCGAGAUACAAGGAGAAUUUGAAAGCUUGAAUGAACGGUUAAAAACUGAAGAACAAGUGCCUUCAGAGAUCCGAAAGCCAAGAGGGAUAGUAUUUGAAUGUAUGAAUAAUCAAAAUUGGAAAUUCGUCUCUACUACACUGGAAACGAUUUUAAAGUCAAUUAAACCAUUAAAUGUAGAAGACUUAUUAAGGCUUUUUAAGAAAGUUGACGGUGCUGUAAAGCAAAUAAAGGGAGAAGACAUCAUUCUGCUGGUUGGAGAAAAAGGAACAAGGAAAUCAACCAUGAUUCAUUUUCUUGGAGACUCGAAAUUACAGAAAGGAAAACUAAAAAAGUGUGAUCAUAUUUAUCCUGUCUAAUUAAAAAAUCUAGAUCUAGAAAAGAUAACUACUUCAUCAUUUGCUCGAUCUGAAACUCGAUGUAUCACACCUGUUAGAUUGUUUUUUAAAGAUGUGGACAGCUCUACUACGGAUAGUGUUUUGUUAUGUGAUAGUCCAGGAUUCAACGAUACUAGAGGACCUGAAGUAGAUAUCGCUAAUGAGAUAGGUAUCCGUAGAGCAGUAAGAGGAUGUAAAAGUGUCAAACUCGUUGUCGUAAUUAGUUAUCUGAGCAUGGGCGAUAGAUUUAGUGGUUUGAAAGAUGUAGCUCGUACAUUAAUACAGGUGUUUCCAAAAACUCAAGAGCACAUACGAAUGUUUUCAUACAUUUUUACAAAAUUUCCUCCGAAUAAAAGAUAUACAAUUUAUGAAUCACUAGUCCGCCUAAACGACGAACUGAAUAAUGUGGACAAGAAUGAUCCUGAUUUCUGCAAUUUGCUUGACGAUAUGAUAGACAAAACGAGAAGAGGAGCACGAGUGGUAGAUUCACUGAAGAACAAUGCUCAUGCGAUUCUCUAUGACCUCGCAAAACUCAAGGUUAUUGACCAGCAAGAUGAUGCUUUUAAAUAUUCUUUCACAGAAAAGUCAAUAGCUGCUUUAAAAAAUCAACUCAGAAAACAUCAGUCAAGUACUAUGUCUGCAACUCAGCGUUCUAACUGUUCAUUUGUUAAGUAUAAGCUUGAUCAAUUAAAAUGGUUAUGUGUGACACUUAAGCGAGUCUUCAUCAAAGAAACUUACGAUCAGUGUGUUGACUGUAUAAUUACACAUCUGUCGAAAGACUAUGAGGAAGGCAUUUCAGAUAUGAAACAUUCUCUCAUGAGUCAAACAACUUUGAGUAGUGAAGAUAUUCGUCGGUAUUAAACAUAUAUUGAUCAUGCUAAGCUUGCAGACCAAUUAAAAGAAAAGCAUUUAGGAAAUAAAGUCGUUCAUAGUACUGCAUUGAUACAGCAUAUAAGUAAUCAAGUGGAUGUCAUGUUAAACAAAUUAAAAGAAAAAGAAAUCAAUGAUCGCGUAGUGAAGAUGAGCCUGGACAAGAUAAAACUUCUCUCAAAUUCGCUUCCAGAUAUUGAUCCAAACAAGUAUAAAAAUAUUUGCCAAGUGUUUACUGAAAAAUCCGAAUCAGUGAUCGAUUCUUUCAAAAGAUUAGUAUCAUCCAAUAAGUUUGAUGAGAGUGUUAAUGAUAUUAGAAAACUACAUGAAGCAUUAACUAUUUUAGAAGGUCACUUAGAUAUGGAAAAGAAAUAUGCUCAAACGAAAGAAUAUUUUUUUAAUCAUUUAAAUGAUGCUGUGAGAAAGAUAAGUCAAAUGUUUGAUAAAAAAUCAUUACAUAACAAUGAUAUAGAUCUUAUAAACAGAUGCGUUCAUAUGUUAUAAACUGUUAAGAACAUAACCGCUUUUCAACCACAUCUUGAAAGAAGAAAUCGAUAAGAUUUGUGAAAAUCUUUUACCAAGAAUUUCAAGCUAUUUCGAAGAGAUUGUUGAAAAAAUAAAUACCGAGCUUAAAAAUGACAAUGCAUUUCAUAAACGGGAACAAUUCGUAAUAGCAUUAGAUUCAAUCAGAACAAUUUCUAUCAUCCAGUUGGAAGCAAAUCAAUAUUACUGUAGUAUAUUAGAGAAAAUAGUUAUAUAUCUACGUAAUUCAAAGGUAAAUUCUGAGAAGCUUUUGAAAAUUUUAUUUCAACAAGAAGGAAAAGUUAACUGUCAAAGACUUACAAAUUGUUUGUUGAGUCUAAAAAGUGCCAAAUGGAUAGAAAAAUAUCGAGAUGGAGAAUACUUCGACGUCAUGAGGGAUGUGGAAGAACAGCUUAUUGAACAUAUCACACAGAUGAAAAUAUCUGUCAUGCAAGUGACUUUAGAUCUUGAUAAUUAUAACAAAAUCAGCUCAACUUAUAACAUAGUAUUGGAAAUCAAGGAAAUGAAACCUUUACAGAAAUUUCUUCCAGACAUAAGUCAAUACUUAAUUGAAGUUAAUGAUCGCUUUGAGAGUGAGAUAAAUGAAGUUUGUGUCAUUAUUAAAGGUUCGUUCAACAUUGAAGAAUGGAGGAAGAAAGAAAAAAAAAAUUUGAAAAAGCAUUCCAAUAUUUGAAUGCUUGUAAAACCAUCCGUAUUUCAUUUAAAAAUGAUUGUACGUCUAUACUUAACAGUUUAAUACAAUGUGUCAUAUACUAUAAUGAUUUAGCUCAAAAGAAAAUGGCAAGUUGUUUUGAAAACAUCAAGCUAUCUCAAAACAAUAGUAAAGAAGAGAUAUUCGAAAAAAUUCGCAUACUAUCAAAACAUUUUCAAGAAAUUUAUGAAAUUAAAACAAAAUAUUCUUGUAUUUUUUCCUAUUUCUUGAAUCCAAGAAUUUUCGAACAGUGGCAACAGGAUUUAUUGUAUUACCAAACUGAGUUAGCAGAUGACAUCCACUUUAUUAUUUAUAUGCUGUAUCAAUGCAGUACUAUGAACG